AUGGGUGCAUCAGAGUCGAAGUUGGUAUUCAAACAAGGCAUCUUCAGGCUCUCUGAAGAGAGGAACAUUGCAGCCAAUGACCCAUACUGGACAAAUUUUUGGGAGUUACCUGAAUCCGUCGAGGAUGUCUUCAGUCUCUUUUCACAUACCGACAUUCGCAGAACCCGAGAUUCCGCGCUCGAGAACCUCGAAACCCUCAUUCUAGCCGUUACAUCGCGCCUGAUCGUGUUGAAGAACCACCCCUCGUUUCCAGAUCCUGAUCUUGCCCCGGAACGGGAUGCCCUCAACUGCAUACGAGUCCUCACCCGUCUCCUCCCAUACGUCUAUGAGGCCGACGACUUGGCAGAAUGGGAGGAGAAGUUCUUCUGGGGAUUGAGGCGGCGCCGGACGAGAAGAUCUCAAGUAUCGGGUGAAAUACUGUUCGACGAUAAUCAGAUUGAGGAGAAUACCCCUACAGACAAUCGCGAGCCCGAAUUCGAAGAUGUGAAGCCACUGGCGGAAGAACUCAUCGACACAUUGAUCGAUCUCCUCUUCUACGCUCGUUUUACGAUACCUGAGCUACCACAGGCGAAAAGCAAGGUCACGUACGCAAUCUGGCAGAGUGGUGUGGGUUGUAAAUCCUCCAUCCCAACGAACAAAGAGCUCGAGAGCAACCGGUGCGAAGUCCUCAGGCUUCUCCUGACCCUGUCCAGCAAGGCCAUGUACACGCAUUCCAAUGUUCUCCCUGUUCAAGGUGUCAGGGCUAUCACAUACCUAGUCACAUGUCCAGACAAGCAGAUUGUUCUCUCGACGUUGUGCUCUCUGGUCAAUACCACGAUCAAAUCGAAUCUGGGUUCAUGGCGUCUGCCUUACGACCAUGUGGUGCGGAAGGAUUCCAAACAGACUCUUGUCGUCUAUAGCUUACAACUCCUCCUCGUCCUUCUACUAUACCCGGUUCCCGAAAGCGGAAAUGGCCCAGCCCCAAAGAAUUUCUACCGCCAUUAUCUCGGUCGGCUACACAGACCGGAAGAUUUCCAGUUCCUCGCCGAUGGCAUGACACGAGUUUUGAGCCAGCCGAUGCAUGCGACAACUUCAUAUUUACCUGGAAGCCAGAAGUCAGUCAAGUGGGCGCCAGAAAUGAUCAUGCUCUUCUGGGAAGUACUCCAAUGCAACAAAAGAUUCCGGACUUUCAUCAUAGAGUCCAAUCGCGCACAUGAUUUCGUCAUCCUCAUGCUCUUCUACGCCAUUGAAUACAAGACGGACACGUCGAAGCAGGGGAUUGUGAGGAUGUGCGUCUUCGUCCUCCAAACCAUGAGCGUCGAAUCCACCUUUGGGAACAAUCUCAACAAAAAGUUUGAAGCACAGGAUACAUUACCACCAUCCAUUCGUUUGGCAAAUUUCAAAGGCACCUAUGCGGACUUCUUAAUCACAUCUAUCCACACGUUGAUUACAGGGAGCAAAGGCAAACUCGAAGCCAUAUAUCCUGCCUUGUUGGCCAUCAUUAAUAAUAUGGCCGCCUAUGUGCAGCAUCUCUCGCUGGCUGCAAGCACUCGCCUAGUGCAGCUACUGGUAUCAAUGUCAAGCCCAAGUUUUCUUCUUGCAAAUGAGAGCAACCACGUCCUUCUCCGGGCGCUGUUGGAAUCUAUCACCACUAUGAUAGAGCACCAAUAUGCAUCCAAUGCAAAUCUGAUAUAUGCUGUCUGGCGGUCAAGGAGACGCAUUGAGGCUUUAAGACAGUUUACGCUGGAAGGCGGUCAAGCAGAGAUCGAACGAGCUACUCAACGGCGCAAGGAGAGCGCAUUGGGCGAUAAUGCAAACGGCAUUUCCAGAUCGUCCACGCUGGACAAUGUGCACACGCCAGAAGCUCGCGGUGGCAUGUCACCACACCCGGACAGUGCGGUGGACGGCACGUUCGCCAUUGGAGAUUCGGACGACUCGGAUAAUGAAGAGCCACCAACUCCUUCUCAAUCGACCCAUUCGAUGCAGACAUCUCGCACACCUUCGAUAGGGUCGUCAUCUGUUGUUGAUGAUCACGUUCCCGUUCAGUUAUCGGGCAUGUCAGAAAAGGCCAGAGGUAAGAUGCCGGCGAAUGCCCCGACAUUCUCACGACAAAACAGUACAACAAGCCUUUCGGCGAGCUCGACAUAUGCCACCGGCCGUGGCUCAUUUACAGCUACUUCAGAAUGGCUAGAGAGCUGGCUCCCCGAUCUGCCCCUUCACACGCUGCUCACUGUGAUCAAAGUCCUUUCUACGCACCCUCUCGCAUCACCACGGGUUGGGAACACGGGCGGCACUCAGGGUGAUACAACAAAUCCACCGUCGGUCACUUCCUCGCGGCGCUCGUCACUCACUGGAGGCGACGAGCCAUCCCCUGUCAACUCCCCGACUACAAGUCCAACGGACUUCCGCUCUCAAAUUCCCUCCACGGCUACGCACCCUGCCAUCGCUGCGAUCCUUGCUUCCCCAUCCCCCAUCCGAGUACACCUUUUUGAGUGGUCGCCACUGUCCCUAGGAUGGUACAUGUCUGUACUUUGGUCAUUAAUAUUCACGGCGGAAAUGACCAUCUUGCCCACCUCCAGCACGGCGGCAACAUUGACAGGAGGCGGAGUGAUGGCCGGGCCGGUAGGUGUCUGGAACGGCACGAACGUGAAACUAUUCCAGGUUGCCACUGAGGGGAGAAGAGAAGGUCCAAGCCUAAGCCAGCCAAGAGGAGCGGUGGAUGCAGUGGGUAGCAGGAUUGUCCAGGGUGUUCAGGGGUUGAACCUGAGUGGUCUGGUGUCUCGAGUGGGAAAUGGAGUGAGAAGCGUCAGUGCUACCAAUAACGGGACCGAAGGUGCUGCUGCUAUGCAAGGAAGACGCACCACAAGGGAAGUCUAA
This is a messenger RNA of Fonsecaea nubica, 2856 nucleotides long. RefSeq lists its product as hypothetical. Gene Ontology annotation, cellular component: Golgi trans cisterna; Golgi medial cisterna; membrane. NCBI's taxonomy places the organism in Eukaryota, Fungi, Ascomycota, Eurotiomycetes, Chaetothyriales, Herpotrichiellaceae. The transcript is spliced from 2 exons. The record is from RefSeq and is a predicted model, not a curated record. Bases 1 to 2856 code for a protein of 951 amino acids.